Molecule: messenger RNA, 747 nt
Organism: Seminavis robusta
Lineage: Eukaryota; Bacillariophyta; Bacillariophyceae; Naviculales; Naviculaceae
Source: the annotation of a GenBank genome assembly
AUGCUUGCUAUUCCCUGGAAUUCCGCGAUGCUUCUGCACUUGCGCUACGAUCGGAGCCCCUCUGAUCUUCCCAGCCACUGUGAUGGCUGUGGAGAGCGCUUCAGUGUCACUCACGCCCUUUCCUGUACCAAGGGCGGUCUGGUUCUCCAACGCCACAAUGAAGUGCGUGAUGAACUCAGUGAUCUCGCUGCCAAGGCAUUCAUCCCAUCUGCAGUUCGCGACGAACCCCGUGUCCAACUUAGUCGCUCUGCAGCUACGGAUGCUUCGCCUUCCAGCGACUCUCCUGUAGUUCUCACCCCAUCCGAGGAACGAGGUGAUCUCCUUAUCCGUGGCCUCUGGCAACGCGGAACUGACGGCAUAAUUGAUGUUCGUGUCAUCAAUCUUGAUGCUGCUUCUCACUGUCGCAAGGAUCCUGACAAGGUUCUUCGCAAUGGCGAACGUGACAAGAAACGCAAGUAUCUCGACGCCUGUCUUUCCCAACGCCGCCACUUUACUCCGUUUGUUGUCUCUGCUGAUGGUCUCCUUGGGGCCGAAACUGAGGCACUUGCGAAACGUAUUUCCGCUUUGCUCGCUGCAAAGUGGGAACGCCCUUACUCAGUGGUGCGUGGCUACGUUAAUGCUCGGCUCAGCCUAGCUAUUCUUCGGGCCCGCCACCUCUGCAUGCGUGGCUCUCGUGUCCCUGCUGGCACAAUGAGCUACCGUCGUUAUCUCUGGGAUGCCGAUGGUGCACUUGCACUCUUCCGCUAA